Molecule: messenger RNA, 447 nt
Organism: Vombatus ursinus (common wombat)
Lineage: Eukaryota; Metazoa; Chordata; Mammalia; Diprotodontia; Vombatidae
Gene: PIP
Product: prolactin induced protein
Exons: 4
Coding region: 1-447 (148 amino acids)
Biological process (GO): proteolysis; regulation of immune system process
Cellular component (GO): extracellular region
Molecular function (GO): aspartic-type endopeptidase activity
Source: RefSeq, a predicted model, not a curated record
AUGUACCAUCUCCAGACCCUGAGUUCUAGCAUUGCAAUCAUCUUUCUAGGACUCUCCCUGCAAUUACUGACGACCAGUGAAGCUACGGACAUACAAAAGGUGCUUGAAGUGAACGUGAUCCCAAUGAGGCCUGCAAAACCAGGAGAGAAAAUCGAAUUGGCAUGUUCUGUUCAAUCAUAUUUGGGAAAUUGUGCUCUGGUAAAAGUCUACACCCUGAGCAACCUACCCGUUGACUUCCCUUUUGGGAAUUUCAGUUAUACUUACUGUGUGUGUCCUGGGGAAGCUAAAACCUUCUACUGGACCAUCCAAAGCAGUAGGACUGUGAAUGUAGGAUGUAGAGCUGCUUUCCAUCUGGAUGAUGUUUGCCCUGAGGGCCAGAACUCAGUUCCUCCCCAGCACAAAAGAAGAUAUGGUAUUAAUAUGAAGAUCUUGAAAAUAAUCAACUGA